ACGCGAAGAGGGCGUGAACAACGGAGGUGAAUGCCACGCGCCCUCCACCAAUAGUCGAGCACUUUGACGAGAAUAGGACCCCUGGUCUCGCGAGCUCCCAGGUGCUCGCGGUUAUCUUUCGAGAAGAAGAGGACAACAAACGACGAAGCCUUCCAAACCUCAUCCGAGACUCUUCAAUGGGGAACGCCACGUCCCACGCCGAGUACAAGAAGCCCGAUCCACGAACCUCAAUGGUGCACAGCGAACUCUGCGCGGUUCAUACCACCUGGAAGAAAUUCCAGGAGCACGACAAAGGUCCCGGCAUCUUUAUGGAACUAUUCACCAGGUAUCCCGAAUACAAGCUGAUAUUUCCAGAGUUCGCCUACAUGUCAGACGAAGAGCUGGCCAUCUACCCGCGAUUUCUCGCUCACGGCGUCGCUGUGGUUUACCAAGUGUCCUCAUUCGUAGACACCCUCGACGACAGCGCCCUCCUGCUGGAGCUGAUGCGAAAGAACGCCCGGCGUCACUACUAUCGUAAAGGGGUGACGCCAAUGCAUUUCUUCACGCUCACUCAAGUCAUCAAGUUGUUUCUGCAGCAGAAGCUGGGUCAGCUGAUGAGUGACGAGGCUGUUUCUGGAUGGGACAAGCUUUUCGCGCUGCUCAUUGAAACGACAAAAGCUGAAUACAAGCAUCUAGAGCACCUAGAGCACGAAGAGCACGAAGAGAACGAGAAAAGGAGAAAAAUGAGCACCGUGUCCAGGGUGUCCAGGAUUUCCAAGAGCUCCAAAAGUCCGAAAAGCCCGACUAAAAGUCCUAAGCACGUUUAGUUUGGAUGGACACUCUGGACUCUCGUUGUACGACUCAAUAGUCAAGCUUUCGAAUAUGUAAUUUUAUCGACAAUAUAUCCGAUGUUUUAAUAUUGUACAAGGUA
Ornithodoros turicata is the source of this 910-nucleotide messenger RNA. Its product is annotated as globin-like. Gene Ontology annotation, molecular function: heme binding; oxygen binding. The transcript has a single exon. The coding region runs from base 177 to 806 and encodes 209 amino acids. Lineage: Eukaryota; Metazoa; Arthropoda; Arachnida; Ixodida; Argasidae. The record is from RefSeq and is a predicted model, not a curated record.